Molecule: messenger RNA, 1806 nt
Organism: Trichoderma gamsii
Lineage: Eukaryota; Fungi; Ascomycota; Sordariomycetes; Hypocreales; Hypocreaceae
Exons: 6
Coding region: 1-1806 (601 amino acids)
Molecular function (GO): acid phosphatase activity
Source: RefSeq, a predicted model, not a curated record
AUGGCGAAGCCGACAGCGUCACAGGCCAAGCCGCCAGCCGGCAAGCCCCGGGCGGGCAGCUCGUCGGGCUACCAGCCCAUCCACCAGGACGAGUCGCAAGAAGCCAUCGAGGAGGAGGCUGGCUCGUCCACGACAUAUCUCCAGCCGCGCCGGUCACGCGCUGAUCGCCGCUACCGCACGACCAUCAUCGCCCUUAUCGUGGCUCUAGUCGUGCUCCUGGCCUCCAACCUAUACCUGUCGCUGCCAUACUUCUUCCCCGGCCGCGGAUCCGAUUCGUGCCCCUGCCGCCCGAGCAAAGUGCCCCAGUAUUUCCAGACGUCGCCGAAUCUGUGGCCCGGGCCAACGGCCACCGGCAACGCCGCAUUUCUGGCCCAGACAAGGACCUUUGAUCCUACGGCGACGUUUGUGCCCAAUGAGCCGCUGCAGACGGCCAUUCCUGUCAAGGGCAUGCAGCCCGGCAACGACACCAUCUUUAAGAUGAUGGGUUAUUUGUCUCCGUACUUUCCUUCUCCGGGCUUUGGCGUCGACGAGUACCCGCUGCCCGCAGGAGCUGAGAUUGUCCAGGUCCAGAUGCUGUCUCGUCAUGGAGCCCGCUAUCCUACUUCUGGUGUCGGCGUUGUUGACUUUGCUAAGCGCAUUGCCAAUGCCUCUGACAAGUUCAACCCGAAAGGGCCGUUGGGCUUCCUCAAGAGAUGGGAGUAUCAUCUUGGCUCUGAGAUUCUGGUGCCAAAGGGGCGUGAAGAGCUGUACAACUCGGGAGUCCUUCAUAGCUACAUGUACGGCAGUCUGUAUAACCCGAAUAGCAAGAUUAUUGUCCGAACAACGACCCAGGAUCGUAUGCUCAAGUCAGCGGAGAACUGGAUGGCUGGAUUCUUUGGACUGGAAUGGACAAACAACGCAACUAUUGAAGUCAUCAUCGAGGCCAGCGGCUUCAACAACUCCCUUGCGGGUGCUCUCAGCUGCUCUAAUGCUUUCUCUAAGACGGCUGCCAACGAAGCUAGGCAAAAGUGGAUUGAUAUUUAUCUUCAAGACGCUCUCAAACGCUUCCAAGGGAUGACAGAGGGAUUCGAAUGGACUAUUGAUGACGUAUACAAUGCCCAAACCAUGUGUCCUUACGAGACGGUCGCAUACGGCUUCAGCACGUUUUGCGAUCUCUUCACUUACGAAGAGUGGCAAGGCUUUGGCUAUUCAAUCGACGUGUGGUUCUCAGCUGGCAAUGCCUUCCACAGUCCUGUCGGGAGAGCAACUGGUAUUGGCUACCAGCAAGAAGUCCUCGCUCGUUUGCAGAAUCACACUCUCGGUUAUUCAGGUUCACAGAUCAACAUCACCCUGGACAACAACACCGAGACUUUCCCGUUAAACCAAAGUCUUUACUUUGACUUCUCCCAUGAUACAAACAUUGUUUCUAUCCUCACUGCCUUUGGCCUCCGCCAAUUCGCAGAUGAGCUCCCAGCCGAUCACUAUCCCGGACCUCACAACUUCACCGUCGCCCACAUCACCCCCUUCGGUGCCCGUCUCGACAUUGAGAUCAUCAAGACGCCCAAGCCCGUCUCGCCAAAUCGCGACGGCUAUCUGCGCGGCGAAGAGCAGAAAUACGUCCAUUUUGUGCUCAACCAGCGAACCAUCCCCUUGGGCCUGAGUUUCCCAGAAUGUGACGCCAGUCGCAAGGACGGCUGGUGCGAGUUUGACACUUUUGUCAAGAUCCAGGAGGGAAUGACGGCAAAGGCCAAUUUCGACCAUGCCUGCUUUGGAGAUUACCUCAAGGAGCCGUAUGGGAAGAUUACUGACGGUGCUCCCAUCGUUUAG